Messenger RNA from Dermacentor silvarum, 2626 nucleotides. RefSeq lists its product as uncharacterized. The coding region runs from base 46 to 2445 and encodes 799 amino acids. Lineage: Eukaryota; Metazoa; Arthropoda; Arachnida; Ixodida; Ixodidae. Gene Ontology annotation, molecular function: metalloendopeptidase activity. The transcript is spliced from 10 exons. The record is from RefSeq and is a predicted model, not a curated record. Gene Ontology annotation, biological process: protein processing. Gene Ontology annotation, cellular component: plasma membrane.
UGUUGUCGGGGCGCAAUGGCGGUUUUGUGAUGGCGUUGUGUGCUCAUGCAUGUGCUGCUCCGUGGGUCUCAUGCCAUGGCAAAUGCGUCGCAUGUCGAGUCUCUGCAUACGGACUCUCAGCUGAGCGCACCGGACAGCAUCGCUCUGAUUGACGGGGACGUGCAUGGACUCCGCGUCAUCGUUUCUCCUUCCGGUGUCUUGCUUGAAAAGUCAGACACCGCCACGCCCGACGCCGACCAGCAGUCACCUCGUACCGUGCGGUUUCAACCGGGAGACCGGAAACGUUCCCGUGUACGGGGGGAUCUCUCCCCUAGCAGCAGCACUCGAAGGACGCGGUCGAGCUUCUGCUGCGACCACAGAGUGGGCGUGCUUUGCGUGGUUCUGACAACACUUCCGGCAGCGCUCAUCCUGGCCUACUGCCUUCGCCUAUGGACAACGGGCAACGUCCGCUGGCAGUCCUUCUGCCUCGAGUACGACAGCGACGCCUGCUUGGCAGCCAUGGAGGAGCUGCACGAGCUGCUGAGCCCGUCGGCGGAGCCGUGCGACAACAUGUAUUCCUACGCCUGCGACCAGUGGGACCGAAGCCCCGACGCGCUCGUGUACAACCGGACGUAUGUCGGGAGUUCCGUGUCCAAGCUGUACGAGACAGUCAACAGGACACUCCUGUCUGGUCCGACGCUGAGGCCCAACGUAUUUGGUCGCCACGUGCUCCAGGCGCUGUACACUUCAUGUUACGCAUCCCUCAGCGCUGCCAAGACCUCGCCGCUGGAAGUUCCUCGCGAACUGUCCGUGCUGCUCGUGGAACGCGAAUUGCGAGCUGGCUUGGAGUUUGCUCUCAACACAUCGUUGCAGUGGGGACUCGAGUUGCUGUGGGGAGCACGCAUGGAGCGCAACGGCUCGACAUCUAGCUACGUGAAUCUCUACGCGGGCCGAUCGAUUGCCGAUAAGUUUGAAGGAAGAGGCCGCAGCAUGACCGCGGACGCCGUGCGAUACCUCAAGCAGGUCGUUGAUGGUCUGGGCACGAAGCGCUUCACAACGAUGGUGGACGUAGCGACGCGGAUCGACGAAGCACUGCAGCACGAGUUGUGCUGCACGGAAGGUCACGACAGCACCUGGGUGCACGUGAACGACCUGGACGUGAUCAGCUGGUACAUCAAAGGCAAUCAGUGGUGGAAUGCCUUCGUCCGCUAUCUAUGGAAAGCGAAACCACGGGACGACUGGCAGAAGCGCCUCGUGGUCACGGGAUUCAAUCAUAUUAAGAACGCUUUCGCAACGUUCGAACAACAUCCAAAUGACGUCGCACUCUUCUACUUGUACCUGCUGGCUUCAGCGGAGGUGCUACAGUAUGACUACCGGAAGCACGUGCUCCGGAGCGGCAGUGAGGACUCCGGUGUGGUUUACGCCUGCAUGGAAGCAACACGGCGAGUCCUCUCGCCAUCGUGGCCCUACGUCAUCGCAGACGUCUCUGGCUACGCACACGUCACAGUCGCUGUCGGGGACAUGUACGAACAGCUCCUCUCGUUGAGCAAUGAGAGUCCGUACUCGACGUCCAUGGACAACGUGACCCGUUUCCGCGCCAAUAGCCAGAUGAACGUGCUGACGCUAGACGCCUUCCCUGCUUUCGUACCUAUAAAAGGCGUUGACAUCAUAAGAUUCAGGAACGAGUUCAGACUUCAAGGCGCCUUCGGUUCCGACUUCUUGCGGCUUCUCGGUACGUCCCAGACGUUGGUGCACGAUACUGAGCAGCGUGGCGGCCUGGACCGCCUCACCGAUGACCAGUCGAAAGGCGUCCUCGAAUUCUCCCUCCUGACCCGAAGCCUGGCGGUGCCGACUGCUUACACCCUUUCACCAGUUUUCUACGAUCAAGACGUUCCCGAAAGCUUGAACUACGGCACUCUUGGCAGUCUUAUUGCGAAGGAGAUGUCCGAGGUGCUAGCGCCCGGCAGUCCCGCCAUCACUACAGACGCCGCGACGGAAACGUCAGCCGAAUGGUGGACAGAAGCUUCUAGAAGGUCUUUCAACAAGACGAUGCAGUGCUGGCAGCGCUUGGCCAACAGGACGGAAGUGUACGGCAACGGUGGUGGGAGCAGCAGCAACAGCACCAGUGCAACCCCGGAAUGGGGCCUCCUCGAGCGUUCCCUGUUCGUAUGGAGCCGCGGUGCGCGCCUCGCCUUCGACGCGAUGCGCAGGGUGGCGCAGCGUCGAGCCCUGCACUUGACGCGAAGCGUUACCGCAGCCCAGGAGCAGUGGCAGAUGCAGCAGCGCGUCUUCUUCGCGCGCUUCUGCCUGCUUGCGUGCUCGGCGGCCUCCAACGGAAACGGAGGCAAACGAGGCGUGCUCUCUCCGCGGCUGCGCUGCAUGCUGCCCCUGGCCAACAUGCGUGAGUUCCACGCGGCCUACAACUGCACCGGGCUCAACGAGAGCAGCUACUGCCCCAGCCUGUGAUCCGAAGGGCAUUCCAUUAUGGUGCUUCACUGGUUUCUACGACACCUGUCUAAAACUGCGAAACAUUUUAUUUCAGUGUGACCCGCUUCUGUAUGCUUUCAAUUCACCGCGGAACUUGACCGAUAAACGUACUAACGCGUGCAGCAUAGAUUAGGGUGCCUCGAUUGAUGUCAGCCGCGAU